This is a messenger RNA of Felis catus (domestic cat), 5023 nucleotides long. RefSeq names its product solute carrier family 25 member 32 (gene SLC25A32). The transcript has 7 exons. Gene Ontology annotation, molecular function: FAD transmembrane transporter activity; folic acid transmembrane transporter activity. Gene Ontology annotation, biological process: mitochondrial transport; nucleotide transport; folate import into mitochondrion. Bases 143 to 1096 code for a protein of 317 amino acids. The record is from RefSeq and is a predicted model, not a curated record. Gene Ontology annotation, cellular component: mitochondrial membrane; mitochondrion. Lineage: Eukaryota; Metazoa; Chordata; Mammalia; Carnivora; Felidae.
ACGUACUUGCGCCCGUCCCGGAAGUGGGCUGGCCUCCCCCUGAGGUUUCUGCUCCUAAGGGGCGACCGUCGCCAAGGUGGCGGUCACUGCAUCCCGGCCCACCUCCGCGGCCCUGGGCGUGGUAUCAGCGAGCCCUGGGACUAUGACGGGUCAGGGCCAGUCGGGAUCAGGGUCGUCGGUGUGGAGCACGAUAUUCCGCCACGUCCGGUACGAGAAUCUGGUAGCGGGCGUGAGCGGCGGGGUUCUGUCCAACCUCGCGCUGCACCCGCUCGACCUCGUGAAGAUCCGCUUCGCCGUGAGUGAUGGAUUGGAACUGAGACCAAAAUAUAAAGGAAUUGUGCAUUGCUUGACUACCAUUUGGAAACUUGAUGGACUACGGGGACUUUACCAAGGAGUAACCCCAAAUGUGUGGGGUGCAGGUUUAUCCUGGGGACUCUACUUUUUCUUUUACAAUGCCAUCAAAUCAUACAAGACAGAAGGAAGAGCUGAUCGUUUAGAGGCAACAGAAUACCUCGUCUCGGCUGCUGAAGCUGGAGCCAUGACCCUCUGCAUUACAAACCCAUUAUGGGUAACAAAAACUCGCCUUAUGUUACAGUACAAUGGUGUUGUUAACUCCUCACAACGACAAUAUAAAGGAAUGUUUGAUACACUUCUGAAAAUAUAUAAGUAUGAAGGUGUACGAGGAUUGUAUAAGGGAUUUAUUCCUGGGCUGUUUGGAACAUCACAUGGUGCCCUUCAAUUUAUGGCAUAUGAAUUGUUGAAGUUGAAAUACAACCAGCAUAUCAAUAGAUUACCAGAAGCCCAGUUGAGCACAGUAGAAUAUAUAUCUGUUGCAGCACUAUCGAAAAUAUUUGCCGUGGCGGCAACAUACCCAUAUCAAGUUGUGAGAGCUCGUCUUCAGGAUCAACACAUGUUUUACAAGGGCGUGUUGGAUGUAAUCACAAAGACAUGGAGGAAAGAAGGCAUCGGUGGAUUUUACAAAGGAAUUGCCCCCAAUUUGAUUAGAGUGACCCCAGCCUGCUGUAUUACUUUUGUGGUAUAUGAAAAUGUCUCACAUUUUCUACUUGACCUCAGAGAGGAAAAAAAAGUAAGCUAGAAGAAGAUCAUCUCAAUUCAUCUGCUUAACGCAGCAGUUGCUCCUUUGUGUUUGAGGUAUAAACCUCAGAAGAAUGCUGCACAGCAACAUGGUUCAUAAUGGAAAUUGGUGUAUAAUCAUUAGAAAUCAAAGAACUGCUAAGACUUUGCAGUGUUGUUUUGCUCUUUGCCUUCCCCAUAUGUUUGGGACUUGGCUACCUCUGCCAGAAAUGGCUCCCAUCAACAUGACAGUAAAACUGACGUCAAGUGGAGAAUUUCACAGAUUUCUCUAUUUUAGUGUUCAAGUAGAAGCCGAUCACAGCAUUUGCUAAAUGGAUUAGAUGAAUGUGCUUCUUUUUGUGAACUCAUUUGCCUGGAUCGGCUUUAAAAUCAAUCUGUGUGCAAUAGCAAGAAAAUGGCUUCUGAAAAGAAUUGUCGUUGUUUCAAGAGUAAAUUAAACUUUAAGGAUUUGCUGGAAAAAUUGUUGCUUAAACCCAGACCAUUUUUGAAUUGAGAAAUUUUGGUGAGGGGGAAAAAAAACACCACCACCGUAAAUGUGCGUUAGUUUAAAUUCAGUUGGAAUGUGCUAACUAGGGAAAUUUGAGACGUAUAUACUUCUCUUCAUUUGAAAAAUAUAUUUGUUGUCAUUCUGUCAUUAAUUUUUUCCCUGGGGGCUCUUCCAUAGUUUAAAAUGUAAUUGUGGAUCCAGUUAUUAUAUUUUUUGACGUUGGUACUUGGUGUUUCUUAAACUUAACAAAAUCUGAACUCAGAUGCAGCUGUGUCUGCCCUUAUUUAGAAUAUUUGGCUAUAAGUCACUAAUUGGCUAUAAAUCACUAAUAGAUCACCUCACACACAUACUGGAAUGAUUGGGAUCUGUAUGUUGAGAAACUGUGUGGAAAUGGGAAACUUUAACUUCUUAUUUCAACUAUGAGAUGUAUGGGUCCAGAUCCCAAAUAAACAAUUAGUCUAGAUUAGUUGCUCAUGUUCAGGUUUAAAUACAGAUUACACUAAUGGCCAUUAUUGAUUUAACUUUUAUGAGUCAUUAUAAAUAUCUAUAAAAGCCUGUCCCCAAAGGAUGCCAGAAUAAUAUUUUUAUUUAUCAUAAACUUCUGUGAAUGCUGUUGCACUUCCAUCUAGUUGUAAAUAAAAUAUUGUGGUUUUCAAAGCCAUAUUUAAAUGGUUCUUUGAAGAUAGGUCUAUUUUUUAUAUUUUGAAAAUGGCAUUGUUCUAAAAAUGUGGAACAGUAAGUAAUUGUAUUUACUAUAAUCUCUUGUAACAUGCACAGAAAUACUUUAUAAAUUAAAUGUGAUGUAUUUUUUCAUCCUUCUGGGUUUACUACCAUAAUUCAUCUGAAUUCCUGACGUUAGUCCCUAUACAAAAUACUGGCUGCAGUUGCUGUUUGGAAUUUUAGAGGUAGUGCCAUUAUUCGAAUGCUUCUUGUUUACCCCCAAAUUAAUAAAACAUAAUUUCUGUCUUCUAAGAGCAUAUAAGUUUGCAGAAUAAAUAAAUAAGUGUUAAAUAACUCCAACCCUAGAUGAACGGGCAAGAAGAUUUCUACAAGGCCCUCUAAGGGUUCUGAGAAAAGAGAACUCAUUCAACAACAAAUCGUAACUGAGUUCUUGCUCUGUGCCAGGUAUGUUACCAAGCACUGAAGACACAGCAGGGAAUAACCCAGACAACAUUCCUGCCCUCAGGGAAUUUUCAUUUUAGUGUGAGUGACAGAAAACAAAUAUAUGCAUAGUACAGUUUCAGUUAUUAAAUGCUAUAAAUAGAACUAAAACAGUUGGGAGUAGUGUUGCUAUCUUAGGAUGGUUAGAGUAAGGAAAGAUCUCUUUUGAAGGGGUAGUGUUUGAAACAUUUUGAAAGAAGUGAGGAAAGCAAACCACUAUGGGACAGAGGAAACACAGUCUUCUAGGCAGAGAAAAUAGGAAAUACAAAGGCCCUGAGGCAGGAAUUAAUUUGGCUAGAGGGAAGGAGUGAGGUUAGGGUGGCCCAUACUGUGUGGUGGAAAAGAAAUGCAGGAUUGGCUUCAAAUUUCAGCUUUCCCCUUUGCUGUUUGGCCUCAGGCCAAUAGUUCACCUCUCUGUCUCAAGUUUUCUCAUAUGUAAAAUGGUGAUUUGAUUUGUUACUUUGUGGAUAAGGAGGAUAUGAGGAUGCUUGGGCUAGUGAUUUAUUGAGGGAGUGCUCUUAAGAGACUCUAGAAGAUGAGGAAGAAGUUUAUCAUCACCCUGACCGUAUGGGACAAUGCACUAUGUGUUGGACCACAGAGGUUGUCCUGCCCUGAGGUGAGAGCCUGGGCUAUUAUGUUCUUACAUGAGGCAGAAGAGGGAAGGCUAGGUCCCUUUCCUCAGUCGAGAGCAAUCCUCCAAAAUAAGGUGAAGGGGAGGGGACAGCUGUUAACAGCUGGGAUAUGGGUGCACCAACCCUGUAAAAGGAAUUUGGUGGGUCAACAGCAUCUACAAAUGAGGCUAUUAAAAGUAUGUAGCUCAUAGGAUUAUUGAUCAGAUUAAAUGGAUUAAUCCAUGUAAAGUGUUUAGCAGUGACUGUGCCAAAAAACAUUAGCAUAGGCCAGAUCUUCUAGCCCAUGGUCAGGGGUUUAGAUUGUGGGGAGAUCAUUCUAGUGACUGUAUGAAGAAACAAUUAGGAAGGGCGCCUGGGUGGCUCAGUCAGUUGAGCGUCCGACUUCAGCUCAGGUCAUGAUCUCACAGCUCAUGGGUUCGAGCCCCGCGUCAGGCUCUGUGCUGACAGCUCAGAUCCUGCUUCAGAUUCUGUCUCUCUCUCUCUCUCUCUCUCUCUCUCUCUCUCAAAAAUAAACAUUAAAAAAAAUUUUUUUAAAGAAACGAUUAGGAGACAGACAAGAAACAGGGUUACUAACUAACUAGUUAGGAAGCUUUCACAAAUACCUAGUCAAGACCUGGUGGGUAGCGUGGACCUGGUUGAUGGGAGUUGGAGGUAGUUUAUAGCUUGGGGGUGGGGGAGACUAGAGCAGGCUUCAUGGAAGGGCAAACUUGAAGCUUGGCCUUGAAGGUAGAGAUUUCAAAGGGAACCACGAGGGAAAAAAGAAAGCAUAGGUGACCUCUCUUGAGCAGUGUGUUGUCAAUGUGGUAAUAAAAGGAAGAAAUGGAAGAGACAGCUGAAAGAUUGGGACCAGAACAUGAGAACUUUCGGAGUCUUGCUAAAUGUGUUUGGGUUUUAUGUGAUGGAUAAAAGAGAAGUGAGUCUCAGAACAGAGAGACCCGGCUACAUCUUAGGGGUGACAGAAGAAGACCAAUCAGAUAGGAGGAGCAAACUCUGAGGGAAGGGGUUAUCAACGGCAUAAAUAUUCUAGUAGGUUGAAGAUUAGUGUCACUGAUAACUUUCAGCAGAUUCAAAUUGUAGAGGCUGAAGACAGAUUGCAAGCAGCUAAUCAGGGUGGGGCAAAUUGCAAGUAUCCAUUUCACUCUAGGCUCGCUCUUGGAUUUCAGCAGAUAAAGGAAAGGUAGAGAACUUUAGCUUGAAAGAAAGUGCUGGGAGUCUAGGAAGGGGUGCAGGUGGGGGGAGGUUGGCCAAGGGAAAGCCAGAACAUGAUUGUAAGAAUGCUUGAAGAUUAAGAUACGGGCCAAAACAAAACUUGUCGGAGCUCUGCAUCAGAGAACGAACAUAUGGUAGAAUGUGAACCCAAGAUUGUGUUGGGUGCCAUGCCUUGUGAAAAGGUUAUAUUAUGUUUCCUUAUGUGCUUUUGUAAUAUGGCAAUUUUAGAAAGUCAUGUUUUUUAAACACCAUACUAGAAAAAGGGUACCGACUAAAAAAUAUGUUCGAGUUCAUGAGGCACCAGAGCAAGGUUUGUCUUUUGAAUGUGGACACAUUACCGAAUGUAAAAUCCUCCAGGUAGAGUGUAAUUACCCCUUCAAUAGCAAGGCCUCUUUGGUGAUUAUAAAAUUGCUUACAGAAAUAAAAUACCGUGAAAUGA